AUGGAAUCAGGUGAAAUAAAAGAAGAAAGAAGAAGUGAAAGUCCUGUAAGAUACAGAGAUAGAGAUAGAGACAGAGAUAGCAGAGAUAGAAUAGACAAAGAUAUCAAUGUUAAAUCAGAAAAUGGUAGAGAUAGAAAUAACAGAGAUAGUAGAGAUGACAUAAAUAGAGACAGAGAUAGAGAUAACAGAGAUAGUAGAGACAGAGAUAUCAAUGUUAAAUUAGAGAAUGGUGGUCGUGAUGGAGAUAGCAGAGAUGAUAGAGACAGAAAUAGAGUUAGAGAAAAAGAAAAAGAAAGAGAAAGAGAAAGAGAUAGAGAUAGAGAUAGAUAUAGAAAUAAAAGUAGAAGUAGAAGUAGAAGCAAUGAUAGAAAUAGAAGAAAUAAUAGAGAUGAUAGAAACGAUAGAAAUAGGGAUAGAAAUGAUGUAGAUAGAAAUGAUAGAGAUAGAAAUGAAAGGGAAAGAGAUAGUAGAAGAAGAAGAUCUAAAAAAGAAUAUAGUGACAGUGAAGAUGAAAGCAGUGACAAUAGUGAUAGUUAUAAAAAGAGAAGAGAAAGAAGAAGAUCAAAAGAUACUGAUGAAAGUGAUAAUGAUAAGAGAAAACGUGGCGAGAAACGAUCGUAUAGAAGUAGAGAUACAAAGGAACGUGAAGAGCGUGAUCAAAAGAUUGAGGAUAAAGUAAAAGAAGCGCAAAUGAAAGAGCGUGCCACCGGUGUCUAUAUACCACCGUUCAAGUUGGCGAUGAUGCAACAGAAGGUCACCGACAAGUCGUCUGUAGAGUACCAGCGUAUGGAAUGGGAUGCUCUCAAGAAAUCGAUCAACGGUUUGAUCAACAAAGUCAGUACUUCGAACAUCAAGAAUAUUGCAGUGGAGUUGUUUGGUGAGAAUAUCAUUCGUGGUCGUGGACUGCUCGCGCGUUCCUUGAUGGCCGCACAGAAGAUCUCACCAAAGUUCACCAAUGUCUACGCCGCACUGGUAGCGAUCGUCAACACCAAGAUUCCCGAUAUUGGCGAACUCAUUUUGAAGCGUUUGAUCGACCAAUUCAAAAAGUCGUUCCGUCGUAACGACAAGAGCAGCUGUCUGGCGGCAUCGCGAUUCCUGGCGCACCUCGCCAACCAACAAGUCGUAGGUAUUGUCAUUCCACUCGAAAUUAUAACUCUGUUGCUCGAUAAACCGACCGAUGAUUCUGUGGAGGUUGCUGUCGACUUUAUUAAGGAGUGCGGACAAAUUCUUCAGGAGAUAUCGUCGGCCGGAUUCAUUGGAGCGUACGACCGUAUGCGUGCCAUCCUCCACGAGGGUGAGAUAGAUCUACGUGUGCAAUACAUGAUUGAAGAUCUCUUCAAGGUGAUUCGUUCGAAUUUCAAAGAGUUUCCAGCGGUCACUCCAGAGUUGGACGUAGUGGACAUUGACGACCAGAUUACCCACGAGGAUAUGUCACUUGAGGAAACCUAUGACAUUGAAGAUGGAACCAACUUUUUCAAAGAAGAUCCAGAGUUCCUGGAACAUCAACAACAAUAUUUGGAUGUGAAGCAUAGCAUUCUUGGAGAGUCGAGCAGUGAGGAGGAAGAAGGAGAAUCCGGUGAAGAAAUGGACGAAGAUGACGAUGAAGCGGGUGAAUAUCGCUCCGCUGGAACAGUCAUGGAUCAAACUGUGGAAAUUCACGACGAAACCGAAACCAAUUUGAUCACCUUGAAGAGAACUGUAUAUCUUAUCAUUAUGUCUUCGAAGGACUUUGAGGAGUGUGCUCACAAGAUAUUAAAGAUGAAGAUCCCCGCUGGCCAAGAAAUUGAGAUCUGUAACAUGAUCAUUCAGUGUUGUAGCCAGGAGCGUACCUACCUCAAUUUCUAUGGUAAUUUGGCACAGCGAUUCUGUAUGGUCAAUCGUCAGUACAAAGAGUCUUUCGAACAGUGUUUCACUGAGCAAUAUGCUACGGUGCAUCGUAUUGAAACCAACAAGUUUAGAAACAUUGCCAAACUGUUUGCACAUCUCUUGUUCACCGAUGCUCUGCCAUGGAGCAUCUUUGAAUACAUCCACAUCAACGAGGAGGAAACCAACUCUGCCAGUCGUAUCUUUAUCAAGAUCAUCUUCCAAGAGAUCAACGAGUUUAUUGGAAUUCAGAAAUUCAACGACCGACUACAAGAUCCAUCGAUGCAAGAAUACUUCAAAGGCAUAUUCCCCAAAGACAAUCCAAAGAAUACAAGAUAUGCAAUCAAUUUCUUUACAUCUAUUUCACUUGGUGCAUUAACUCAUGAAUUAAGAGAAUAUCUAAAGAAUGCACCAAAGAUGAUUAUGCAACAAAAGAAAGAAUCUUCUUCAUCAAGCAGUUCAGAUAGUUCAGAUAGUUCAGAUAGCUCAGAUAGUAGCGAUUCUAGUGAUAGCUCUAGUAGUAGUGACAGUGAUGCUGAUAGAAAGAAAAAGAGAAGAAGAUGA
Heterostelium album PN500 is the source of this 2427-nucleotide messenger RNA. RefSeq names its product pre-mRNA-splicing factor CWC22. Gene Ontology annotation, cellular component: catalytic step 2 spliceosome. The record is from RefSeq and is a predicted model, not a curated record. Lineage: Eukaryota; Evosea; Eumycetozoa; Acytosteliales; Acytosteliaceae. The transcript has 2 exons. Gene Ontology annotation, molecular function: protein binding; RNA binding. Gene Ontology annotation, biological process: mRNA splicing, via spliceosome. The coding region runs from base 1 to 2427 and encodes 808 amino acids.